This is a messenger RNA of Papaver somniferum (opium poppy), 3701 nucleotides long. RefSeq lists its product as uncharacterized. The transcript has 3 exons. Lineage: Eukaryota; Viridiplantae; Streptophyta; Magnoliopsida; Ranunculales; Papaveraceae. The record is from RefSeq and is a predicted model, not a curated record. The coding region runs from base 69 to 3701 and encodes 1210 amino acids.
CUCAUCUCAGGAGAUAUUCCAUCACAAGACCCUAGUAGUAACAGCAAACAGUUGUGCAUACAAGGAGGAUGGAUGAGAAUAUGGAGUGGAAUGAAAAUUAUGAAAUUGAAGAAGAAGAAGAGUUUAAACCAGUAGAAGAAAGCAAAAUGAGUUGGAUGAUGAAAAAAGGAUGGAAUAUAGGGAAGAAAGUCAUGAUAACUGGAGCAACAAUCUCAUCUGCUCCAAUAGUUCUACCUCCUUUAAUGAUUUAUUCAACUAUUGGGUUUGCUUUUGCUGUUCCUUUUGGUUUUGUUUUUGGGAGUUAUGCUUGUACAGAGAAACUCAUGAGCAAGUUGUUAUGGAGACCUGAAUAUGAAGAACAAUACCAAGGAGGAGGAGUUGAAGAAGAAGAUGGUGGUUAUUAUGGAGAGGGUAUGAUGAGGAUGGAUGAGGAGGAAAAGAGAUUUAUUGAAGAUACAAAAGGAACUUUAGAAACCAGAAUUGAGUUUGUUGGAGUCGGAGAAGAAAAUUUGGGGUUUGGUGUAGAACCUGUGAAGGUGGAGGAAGUGAGAGGGGAUGAAGAAAUGGGGGAUUCUACUGGUGGUGGUGGGAACAGUUUUGGACAAGGGGAAAUUCUUGAAAAUGUGGGGUUUGGUGUAGAACCUGUGAAGGUGGAGGAAGUGAAAGGGGAUGAGGAAAUGGGGGCUUCUACUGGUGGUGGUGGUGGUGGGAACAGUUUUGGAGAAGGGGAAAUUCUUGAAAAUGUUUACCGUGUAGGUGAUAUCGAAGAGGUGGAAGAGGAAGACAAUUUGAGAAGAAGGAUGGAGGAGUUUGGAGGAAAUGAAAUUUUAGAAGAUGGAAGAGUACUUCCAAUAGAAGUUGUAGAAUGGAAUAUGGCUGAUGUUGAAGUAGAGGACCAACCGGUGAAAGGAGUAGUAAGUGAUGAGAUUGAAGAGAUUGGGGUUAGUGAGGACAAUUUGGAUAAGGUCUUAGAAGAUGAGCAGGAGAGGGUUGAUGUGAAUUUGGAUAACGGGGAGGGUACUGAAGAAGAGAAUUUAGCUAGGGAAAGAUAUGGAGAUGUAGAUGUAGAUGUAAGGGUGGAAGAAGAGGAGACAGUACCGUUACAAAACAUGAAGGGGAUGGUUAAAGAAGAAAUUGAGGUGGAGACUCCAUUAGAAUUGAAUGUGGAGAACAUUGAAGGUGGAAUGGAGUCGGUAGGAGAGGAAGUAGAAGUUCAUGACCAGAAUGAUCUUACUGAGGAUGUUAGGGAAGAAGACAUUCAGUAUGAGGUUCUGCAAGAUGAUGAACAGAAGAUUGUAAGCGAGUUUUUGAAUGACAGUGAAGCGGAAAAUUCAGUGGGUGGUAUGAAUGGUAAUGUGGAAGAGAAUGGAAUCAUCGAUAUAGCAGCGGAAGAAGAGGAGAGACCUUUACUAGAUGUGAAGGAAACGGGUGGACAAGAAAUUGAGGAGGAGAAUCCGUUAAACAUGAACGUGGAGGACUUGCAAGAAGGGCAGUACGUUGGGGCCGAGGGAGUUGUAGAAGAAAAUGUAGAUGAGAGAAUGUUGGUCAAGGACAUAGCAGGGGAUGAGAAGCCUGUCUAUGAGAUGCAUCCAUUUGGAGAGGAGAGACCUUUACUAGAUGUGAAGGAAAUUGGUGGACAAGAAAUUGAGGAGGAGAAUCCAUUAAACAUGAAUGUGGAAGACUUGCAAGAAGCGCAGUACGUAGGGGCCAAGGGAGUGCCAGAAGAAAAUGUAGAUGAGAGGAUUUUGGUCAAGACCAUAGCAGGGGAUGAGAAGCCUAUCUAUGAGAUGCAUCCAUUUGGAGAGGACAUAAGUUCUGAACUGAAUUUCGAUGAUGUUGCACAAGAAGAGAAUUACAUUGUUAUAGAGGAAGGAAACCGGCUAAUAGCUGCUGAUAAAGUGGUCGAAGAAGAAAGGAGAUAUAAUGAAGAACAUGUUGACAGUCCUGUUGCCAAAGAGGAACUUUUGAUGUCUGAAAAGCUGGAUGACAAAGAAAAUGUGAAAGCAAUUAGCGCACCGGAGGGUGUUGUCGUUAAAAGUGGAGAUGAUCAAAAUGUGGAUGUGCACCAAAAAGGGGAGAUGCCAGUAGAGGCACGAGGUGUUCGGUUUAAAGAAGAAACUCCAGUGGCGAGAGAAACCAGUGUUGGCGAAGUUGUGGAUGACGAGGGAGUGAUUGAUGAAAGGAAAGAUGAGGGAUUCACUGAUAUCAUGGCACUGAGGGAGAAGAAGCCUUUAAGGGAGAAUUCAGAAGCAUGGGAUGCGAGAGAGGCUGCUGAUGAAAGUGGACUUCAUUUGUAUGAGGAACACGAUGUGUAUGGGGACAAUUACGCUUCAGAGUCAAAGGAUGCGAGAGACAUUUCUGAUGAUAGUGGACUUCAUAUGUACAAUGAAAACGCUGUAUAUGGUGAUAAUUAUGCGUCAGAAGCGAAGGAUGCAAGAGAGAUUGCUGAUGAAAGUGGAUUUCAUUUGUAUGAUGAAAACUAUGUAUAUGGUGAUAAUUAUGCAUCAGAGGCCAAUGAAGCUCAUGAAGAUGAAGUGUUACCUAUGAGUACUUCAUAUGAUUCUUCCCCAUUAGACAAGUUGGAUAGCCAGAGUCAAACAGUUAAUGGAUCUGCAGUUGACGAGCAGCCUUCAGAUAGCUUGCGCGGGGAAAUAUCAGACUCUAUGGUAGUUAAUGGAUUUGCAGUUAAGAAGCAACCUUCAGACCACUUGCGCGAGGAAAUAGCAGACUCUGUGGUCUGUCCUAUUCCAUUAGAUGUAGCUGAUGGAGGUUCUGCUAAAGAGUCGGAGGGAGUUGUCAUAAGAAGUGGAGAUGAUGAAGAUGUGGAUGUGCACAAAGGAGAGGAGAUGCCAAAAGGGGAGACUCCGGGAAUUCAAAAAGAUAACUCAAUAGAAGAAAGUACUCAGAUGACAAGAGCGGGGGGAGGUGGAAACAUCAUGGAUGAAGUCCGUGAUAAAGAUGUAAAGAAACCAGUGGAGGAGUCAGUGGAAAAGAUGGAAGUCGGUGGAAUUGAAGAAAAUGGUGCCAAAAUUGUAAUUCCGGAAAAAAGUGGAGUGUUCGCAGAGAGGAAAGAUUUGGGAAUCGCUGAUAGCUUGGCACUGAAGGAGAAGAAACCUGUCAGGGAGACUGAAAUGGCGGCUCUUCGUUCGGCAAAGCAGGACGGGAGCGAGGUUGUUGAUGAAAGCGGACUUCAUUUGUAUAAUAAAAACAAUUUACAUUCUGAAAAGUAUGCUUCUGCAACAGAUGGAACUCAUGAAGACGAAGUAUUACCCGUCAGUACUCCAUAUUAUUCUUCUGCAUCCAAUGCUACCCUGGACAAUCAGAGUCAUUCAGUGAAUGGAGCUGCAGUUGGGAAGCAACGUGUUUCGAAAACAUUGCACGAGGAAAUAGCAGAUUCUGUACUCCAUCCUAUUCCAUCCAGAGUAGCUGACCGUGGAUCUGUGGAAGAGGCAUCCAUGAGGAACAAAAAUAUUCCUUCUGAACAGGUCAUUUACAGUGAAGAAAAGAUACGGGAAAAGAUCGGUGCGCUGCGGAAAAUAGUUGGUUACCAAGCUGUCAUGCAAACAACCUGCAUUGAAGAACUUAAAGCUCUCUACAUUUUCACAGGCGUGGAGCCACCAUUUGCAUUCAAGGAUCCAGCUGAUCUUGAAGAAAUCAAUGAUAAGCUUCGUCUCCUCAUGUUGAUAGUUGGUGUCAAAUAA